AUGAUUGAUGAAGCACGGACGACUUUCCUUCGAGUGAUUACAUUUUCAAUAUGUGGUGGUGGAUUAUUGGAUAAAGGAGGUGAAGGAGAAGGAGGAGGUGGGGAUUUAAGGAAAAAUAAGGGAGGCAAAGUAAACCAUAGAGGAGGUGGAGAUUUUAUAAUAGGUGGAGGGGGAGUAGGAGAUGGAGGCGGUGGAGAUUUGAAGGAGGAGGGGGAAGGAGAUGGCGGAGGUGGAGAAGAAGAUGGAGGAGGUGGAGAUUUAAAGGGAAAGAAAGGUGGCAAUACAAACCAUGGAGGAGGUGGAGAUUUAGGGACAAGAGGAGGAGGGGAAGGAGAUGGAGGAGGUGGAGAUUUAAAGGGAAAGAAAGGUGGCAAUACAAACCAUGGAGGAGGUGGAGAUUUAGGGACAAGAGGAGGAGGGGAAGGAGAUGGAGGAGGUGGAGAUUUAAAGGGAAAGAAAAGAGGUAAUACAAACCAUGGAGGAGGUGGAGAUUUAGGGAUAGGAGGAGGGGGCGAAGGAGAUGGAGGAGGCGGAGAUUUGAAGAUAGAUGGAGGAGGCGAGGGGGAUGGAGAUGGUGAUGGAGCUGGAGAAGUAUAA
Dovyalis caffra is the source of this 597-nucleotide messenger RNA. The record is from the annotation of a GenBank genome assembly. Lineage: Eukaryota; Viridiplantae; Streptophyta; Magnoliopsida; Malpighiales; Salicaceae.